Molecule: messenger RNA, 1958 nt
Organism: Mauremys mutica (yellowpond turtle)
Lineage: Eukaryota; Metazoa; Chordata; Testudines; Geoemydidae
Gene: TPI1
Product: triosephosphate isomerase 1
Exons: 7
Coding region: 683-1429 (248 amino acids)
Biological process (GO): glycerol catabolic process; glyceraldehyde-3-phosphate biosynthetic process; gluconeogenesis
Cellular component (GO): cytosol
Molecular function (GO): triose-phosphate isomerase activity
Source: RefSeq, a predicted model, not a curated record
CUAAUUCCCAGAAGGCACCAGCAGGAGGUGCCGCAGGGGUGAGUCUGCUUGUCUACACCCUGCUAACUCCCCAAUAUCCAUGGUUGCUUUAAUGAUGGAAGUUAAGGAGCCCCCUUUCCUGUCCCUCACCUCUCUCUUAAUUCAUGGGAGGCUCCUUUACAAAGGGGGGGAUGGGGAAGGCUGGUCUUUCCUACUCAGCCCCUUCACCAUGCCCACCUGGGGAACAGCAGGUGGCCCCAUGGCAAGUUCUGUUUGGCAGCUGUGACCCUUGCUGGUGCCAGGUAUUGAAGAUAAUUAGGUAGCUGUGGAAUUUAUUUGCCCUCCCUACUAGCGUCAUGGAGGCUAGUGACAAUUGUGGCCUUGCUCUGCCCCUUCCGCCCUGUCGGUGCGAGGGUAAAGGUAGCGCAGCUGCCGUUUCGACCUCCCCCCUUUGAGCCGCUACCAACGGAACGGUGACACAUGGAGGGGUGGAGCUAGAGGAACGUUGUCACUCCACGAGGUGGAGCGAGUGCAAGGCGGAGACGCUUCUAGGGGCGGAGCAUGUGGAACGUUCAGACCGAUGUGGGCGUGUCUCCGGCGCGCUUCGCUAUAAAGAGGCUUGAGCUGGGGGCUGCGCGCACGGACGCAUUGACCUUUCAGUCUCCUUCGGGUCCGCGCCUAGAGAGCAGCGUCGGUCCCCAUCAUGGCACCAAGGAAGUUCUGCGUGGGGGGGAACUGGAAGAUGAACGGGGAUAAGAAGAGCCUAGGCGAGCUGAUCCACACCCUAAACAGCGGCAAGAUCCCGGCGGACACUGAGGUUAUUUGCGGAGCCCCCUCCAUUUACCUUGAUUUCACCCGUCAGAAGCUUGAUGCAAAGAUUGCGGUUGCAGCACAAAACUGUUAUAAGGUGCCAAAGGGAGCUUUCACGGGAGAGAUCAGCCCAGCGAUGAUAAAGGACAUUGGAGCCACCUGGGUGAUCCUGGGCCACUCAGAGCGAAGACAUGUUUUUGGGGAGUCUGAUGAGCUGAUUGGGCAGAAGGUAGCCCAUGCCCUGGCUGAGGGUCUUGGUGUCAUCGCCUGCAUUGGAGAGAAACUGGAUGAGAGAGAAGCUGGCAUCACAGAGAAGGUGGUUUUUGAACAGACCAAAGUGAUUGCUGAUAACGUGAAGGACUGGAGCAAGGUGGUUCUUGCCUAUGAGCCAGUUUGGGCUAUUGGAACCGGUAAAACUGCAACUCCCCAGCAGGCUCAGGAAAUUCAUGAGAAGCUGAGGGGGUGGCUAAAAAGUCAUGUGUCUGAAGCUGUUGCUCAGUCCACUCGGAUUAUCUAUGGAGGUUCAGUCACUGGUGGCACCUGCAAGGAACUGGCCUCCCAGCAUGACAUAGACGGCUUCCUCGUUGGUGGCGCCUCCCUCAAGCCUGAAUUCCUGGACAUUAUCAACGCAAAACACUGAACCGAUCCAUAGAUCCCAAAAGGGAAAACCAUCAUGGAGGGGAAGGAAGGAGAAAUACAGAAACUAUAAGGAAACUCACCCCUCGCCCCUUCACCCAUGACUCCUCUCCCCCAUUCAUUGUUCCUGCUGCUAACUGCUGCCACCCUGCUGGAUUCUGAUUGGCAAAGAGCCUUUUUCCAGAGGCAGGGUUUUAUUAGUCUCCACCUCUUGCCUGUCCUCCCACCCUCAUAAGUGGGCAAAACUCAGUGUGAGCUUGUGGGUGGGUCUGGCUGGCUGUGCCCAUGUGCCUGGUAGGCCAAUCAGAGUCCAUGGCCUGUCUGUCCCUCCCUUCCACCCAUCUCCCUUUGCAGUGCUGCAAUAGGGAGGUCACUUGGCCUGGGGAGAGGAGAGGGAAGGCUGCUUCUUGCACCAGGCAGCCUGUGGCUUGACCAGAUGGGAGGGAGUUCCUGGCAGCUGACAUCCCUGUGAGACAUUGUAGCUUUUCCAUGUCCCUUAACAAACACUGAAUAGAAAUAAACAUGUGGCAGCA